AUGACCAACGACUACGUUCGAUCGCCAGUUGAUGAAUAUCCGAGUAACAACUUAAUGCUGCUCGACUCCAUUAUCCUCACUUUCGAUCACAAGAAAUGCAUUCGAGUGACAGGUCUCGGGGAUCAGAAACAUGUGCUCUCCGUUGCGGGUAUCACCGACCCACGAGUCAUUCGAGAUAUGAUCGCCAGCAAGUUCGGCGUCAAGGACCCAAAGGAACAGCAGUUAUACUGUAUCAUGGCACCAGAUCAUGAUUCGAUCGGGGGUGGCGGAGUCAAGGUUAUCGAUGAUCGGAGGCUCAUGGAAAUCUGCGGCUCCGCCGACCAUCCGCAGCGUGGCGCCCUCUUGUUUCGAACCGUAUAUGUCCAUCCCCACGCAAAAGACAUCGCGGAGCACAAUGCCAAACAAAUGCGCCUUUUCAUCGAAAAAACCAUGAAAGAGACCACGCCACAGCUUGGAUGCGAUCCUUCCAGUGCCAGUUCCCCUCCAAGUACCUCCAAAUCUCCUCAAAAAGACUCCCGUUUCCGGCGAUGGCAUCGUCUGUUUGGAGAAUAUCGACAGACCUCUGUUCCGGAAGUCAAAGCGACAUCAAGCGGCAACCAAACGCCAGCUCUAUCCAGCAAAGCUGAUGAGUUUUUCGGAGAGCGGCCGCCCGAUGAAGUCAUUGUUGAAAAUCUCGAGGAAUAUUUCCCCUCCCUUCAGAGACAAAAUGCCACCAAGUCAGAUAUCAAGAACACUGUGGCUCAAAGCGUUGCCAAUGCACGUCUCUCCCGUCAAAUCGCACGACGGUCCUCGAUCAUCCAACGAUUUGGAAAUGGAGGUCACGGCACAAUCCAUCGAGAGAAACGGCCGACUCCGCUGCGGAUAGUCGAGGAUGAAACGUGCGAGGAUGAACCAUGUGAGGAUGACCACACCCGAAGGCCAUCCGACGAAGCCACAUCGAGUCUUGGAGACGGAAACCGCAACGGCGAUGCAACCACCAAGGAGGAAUCCUCAAACGAAAAGCCAUUCUAUCUCCAAGAAGCGGUGCAACUCAGCGAACCAGAUCAUGCUGACCUGGACUCGUUGAUUUCCCGAAUAUGGCUGGAGAGCUCUAGGCUUGCCGAAAUCUCUCCGUCCUCGGCCAAGCGAGGUCAUCCGAGUGUAGUCCCCGGUCGCGCUUUGAAUGGGUUUGGAUCAAGCGAGGCCCUAAAAAUCGACACUCCCAUCGAAGAAGAAGAGGAGGUCGGCGGUAGUGACCAGAGUAGCUCGCAGUCGAUUGUCCUUGUGGCCGACGACGCAAAACCAAGUAAGACUGAUGUCUCUGGGCCUGGGGACAAGGCCGGGGACGAGCCAACUCAAGCACCAGAUCCGGAAUCAACCCAGGCCAAUCAAGCCAUCUCUGGGAAUGUGAACGGUGAUCAGCUUGCUGCGAGCAAAGACAAACUUGCCACUGGCGAGCAUGGGACUCCGAAGAGAAAGAUACGAUGGGAACAGGGACCGCUCAUUGGUCAGGGUGCCUUUGGAAAGGUUUAUCACGGGUUGGACCUCGACACCCUUCAGAUCAUGGCCGUGAAGCAAGUUCCCUUAGGCAACUCUUCGGAUCCGCAGAGAAAAAAACGAGAGGAGGCCCUUCGCAAGGAAAUCGAGCUACUGGAGGAGCUCGAAGACAUCAACAUUGUCCGCUACUUGGGAUCCGAGGUCACAGAAACGUCAUUCAAUGUGUUCCUAGAGUAUGUCUCUGGAGGAUCCAUCGCCAGCUGUCUCGCAAAAUAUGGAAAAUUCGACGACGAUAUCACUCGACAUAUGGCCGUCCAGAUCGUAUGUGGUCUGGAGUAUCUCCAUAGCAGAGGAAUCAUUCAUCGAGACAUCAAAGGUGCCAAUGUUCUCAUCGAUGUCGACGGAAUUGCCAAGAUCUCAGACUUUGGAAUAUCCAAGAAAACUGAAACCGAGCGUGCCUACAAGAGAAUCACACGGAUGUCUAUGCAGGGCACCGUUCCAUGGAUGGCUCCCGAGGUUGCUCGAGGGCGGGGAUAUGGCGCCAAAAUCGAUAUCUGGAGCCUUGGAUGCUUGGUUCUGGAAAUGCUUACGGGUAUCAACCCAUGGGGCAAAGUGAGCGGAAGUAUUGUGUAUCUCCUUGGCACAGGAAAUGCACCGCCGGUGCCAGAUUAUCUGUCGACCGAGUCCAAAGCAUUUAUCAAAGACUGCCUUGUAGUUGACUGGGAGAAGCGUUCGACAGCCACACAGCUGCUAUCGCAUCCGUUCACACAGGUCAAUGUUGAUGAAUUCAAGUUUGCUGAAUGGGUGAAAAAAGCGGCGGAGCGCCGAGCUAACCAAGAAGAAUAUGGCGAGGAAGAAGAUGAAGACGAUGACAUGGCCGAGUUUUCUGAUGACUACGACGACGACGAUUAUUUCGAGGACCACGAGCUCGAGGAAGCUGACGAUGACGAUGAGGGGCCUGGCAGAGCUGACGAUUUGGAAAGACAUCAGGAGUCGGACAGUCCAGUCGCACUGGAAGCCAACAACUCUGAUAUCGCGGUUGAAGAUGAGCACUUGAGCCAGACAGCACCGAGCCCCGUGGCAUCGUCGGGCUUUGGAGCAGCCCAAAUGGAAAUAUGAACAGCAAACCGACCCCGCCGAGGCAAGCAAUAACGAUUGCCGAGCAGCUCCAAAUCAGCAAGGGGUCUCUGAAGCCAAAACCGAGGCGAAGUACCUUAUUUGGACAGGUGGCCCCUGUUUUCCGGAAUACAUGUUCGCUCAGCACGCUCGUGAACACUGUCGCCCGAUGGCGUUCCUGUGUCGAACUAUGCCAUAAGAAAUAGAAC
This is a messenger RNA of Polychytrium aggregatum, 2801 nucleotides long. RefSeq names its product kinase-like domain-containing protein. The record is from RefSeq and is a predicted model, not a curated record. NCBI's taxonomy places the organism in Eukaryota, Fungi, Chytridiomycota, Chytridiomycetes, Polychytriales. Gene Ontology annotation, biological process: protein phosphorylation. The transcript has 9 exons. Bases 1 to 2595 code for a protein of 864 amino acids. Gene Ontology annotation, molecular function: ATP binding; protein kinase activity.